Molecule: messenger RNA, 31032 nt
Organism: Coregonus sp. 'balchen'
Lineage: Eukaryota; Metazoa; Chordata; Actinopteri; Salmoniformes; Salmonidae
Source: the annotation of a GenBank genome assembly
AUGCCAUCCACAGUUGUGAAUACAAUCCUCCAUUUUGGCUCCUCCUCCACAGGGCUGCCUGACCCCUUUGCCAAAGUGGUGGUGGAUGGCUCGGGGCAAUGCCACUCCACGGACACCGUGAGGAACACGCUGGACCCCAAGUGGAACCAACAUUACGACCUGUAAGUUACCAGGGAAGACUCUAUACUGGGGGACCGCCUGAGACCAAUAAACCCUUGUUUCACCAUGUAUUCCUUGUUCCAGCUUGUCUCAGCAAUUUAUCCUUUCAGAUCUACAAAAGUGCCUAGUAGGAAGUAGUAGCAUAACCUCGUCCCCAGGGAGAACGGCUGGUGUGUGAGACUAAGAAAGUAGGGACUAGGGUCUGGAUUAAACCACUUCCUAUAAUGGAUGCCAAAGAACCACAGACAACUGCGAACACAACCUCCAUGUUGACUAUGGUUUUCAACAUUAUCACUGGUCUGGUUUUAUUGCCUAAGCUGUGGCGUCUCCAAUCUCCAUGCGCUGCUAUGAUAAGCGUGCAAGGAAUGCAGCAGGUUACCCUCCCUUCCCGUGCUAAUGUGCAGGAACACCCACCAUAAACCAUUUGAGGCCUUUUGACUGUCCGAAAUGGCACCCUAUUCCCUAUGUAGUGCACAACUUUUCACUAAAGGCCUGGUCAAAAGUAGUGCACUAUAUAGUGACUAGGGUGCCAUUUCAGACGAAACCCUAGUCUAACCAUUGGGACUGUCCGACUGAAAUGAGCCAUGUGUUGUGAAUGUUGAGCUGCAAGCGUAACAUGCUGUUCUUGGGAGUAAUCACCACAGGACCCAAAGGACCUACUGGCAAUGAGUUACAGGAGGGGUGAGAGAGGGAAAAGAGGGAUGUAGAGGGAGAAGAGGAGAGGAGAGAAAGCUAGACAUGAGGAGAGAGGUGUGUGUGUGUGUGUGUUACAAAGCAUAGGGAAACUAUGCAGAGAUAUUGGGAUGUGGGUGUCUUGUCACCAAACCACUAUGCACAGAUUGAAUAAUACAGGGAAUGUGGGUUACAUCAUUAAUUAGUUCCCCAAAAAAGAAGGAAAAAAAACAUUACGUUUGACACUGCGGAGGGAAGACAUAUUUGUCCGUCUCUCGCUGUGUGUGUGCAUGUUUGUCUGUGUGUGUGUUUUGCAUGCUUGUGUGUGUGCUUACACACCUGCCCCCCCCCCAAUGCUUGUCUUCUUCAAACACUCUCCUCUCCACUGGUCCUGAGGGAGUCUCCCCUGCCAGUGACCCCUGACCCCAGGGCUCUGUCACAGGAAAUGGCUGACAUGCCAAGGAGCACAAGCCACAGAUUGAGCCUUCAGCCCCAGCCCCAGCCUGUUGGCUGGCAGGUUACCACUGCUCUCCACACCUCCCUCCUCCACACCAGGCCAAGCUAAGUGCUCAGCACACAGCCAACCCAGCAGCCCACUCUCUGUGGGUCUGCUACUGUAGUGUAGUGUAACCCCCUCUGGACUACAGACCAUUACAGUUACUGCAGAACACAUUCUUCAUCCACCCUACAUGUGCACGUUCACUUCCCUUUAUGGAAGGGACUGUACUGGUGUAAGAAAUACACCAAUCCAAUGCUUUUAUUUUUAAGUGCAUGGGGUUGAGUGUAUGAGUGUACACUUUAAAGAAAUAGGGCACAGUCAGGGAGUGUGUGACACCCACAAAUUGACUAGUGCUUGUGUACUGCAAAACUCAGGCUGAGUUUUGUUGUUGCAGUUUUCACUAAUACAGUCAGUGAUUUUGCAAUUAUAGCGUAACUUAUGUAGCUAUAUGUUUGCAGACAGAGGCCAUUAAACCAGAAAAGAGAGAGAAGUCAAAAUAUGUAUUAGUUACAGACAGUGUUUGGAGCUUGAGGAGCAUACAGUCUGCCUCGCUCUGUUUUCAUAUUCACUGCAUCAACGCCUGCAGCAAGACAGGCGGCAUUAGAGUACCAGGUCAUGUAGCUCCCAAUGUGAUGCUAAUGGGAAUGCUAAUGCACUGUAUAUCCCUUAGGCAAGCUAGAGACGUCAUGAAUAGUAAAGGGGUUGUUUUAGAGCACAAGGCCCGUAAGCGCUCUCGCUGCCCUCUGUAGGAACCAAUCUGGGUGUAGAUGUGACCCAUUUUAGCUUCAUACUGUAUGUUCGAGCCCUUGAUCAAUGUAUAUAGUAGAAGGUGGUAUUUCAUAUUUCUAUAGAGAAGUUAAUUGAUACGAUUGACGGUUGUAUUUUUCAGAGGCCUUGAUUGGUAAAAACCCAUUCACGCUCCUUCUCUCACUGCACCAACCACGCUAUUCUCCUCACCAGCCUCCUCCCCUCUCUCCCUCCCUGGUUCCCUAAUCGCCCGUCCCUCUCGGCCCAGGAAACCCAGAGCAGGUGGCCGCCGUGCUGUCAUAUCCCAGAAGGCAGAGCUGGUCUCGCCAGCCGUCAGGGGAGGAAGUGUGACAGUGUCGUCUGCCAGUCUGUCUGGGCCGUUGAUUAGUCUAGAUGUCUAUAUCUAGCCUCAUUAAAUUUAAACCAGUCGGGGCUGGCAGACUGGCGUGACUGGGCACCUACUGGCAUGACUAAGAUGUCUCCCAUUGUGGCACCCCAGCUCACCAGUCACCAUUAGUCACAAACCAGUGAAUUGGCCAAACUUGAUGCAUCAUCAGCCUAGAAACUGAUCUAAGGCCAGUUUUGAGUGUUCCACCUUAAUGGUUGAGGUAAGGGAUUUGGGAGAGUAAACUGAUCCGAGAUCUGUGACUAUGGCAUACUUACACCCACUGGAAAUGAAGAGCUCUUCAGACUAGCUAGACUGAGGCUCUAUAAGUAAUACUUACCUCAUAUACUGUGGUGUUAUCAUAUAGCUAUAAUUAGCCGUAUGCACGGACAAGUGGUUUUCCUUCUCUCUCUCUGUGGUUUUUUUUCUCCUCCUUCAUUUACUGCGGUAAGCACUGUUCUAAUCACCAGCUCUACCUGCAAAGCCAGACGGUACAUGGUUUCACAAAUGUGUGUGCGCGUGCUUGUGUGUUUGUGACUGUGUGUGUGUGUGUGUGUACACGUGUGUCUUGCUCAAGUCAUUUUGAGUGAGGAAAUUGUGUUUACCUGUCCUCAUUUUCAAAGCCCCAGACGCUAGGUCACUGUCUGUUAUGCUCUCUCAUUUCCCCUUAAACGCAGCCUGGGUUUGAACACACACACCAAAUCAUGUUGUUGGCCCAUGCAUUAUGACCACAGCAUAGAGGUGGAAUAACUUGGCUUAGUUUGAAGCCUUUAUCCGAAUCUAGAUAAGACACCAGGCGGAAAUUUCAACCCACAAUGCAAGCAAGGCUUUUAAUAUAAAAAAACAGAUUAGAUUUAAUGUGCUUAGAUUAAAGUUUUAUUUCAUUUCUGUCCAUCACUCCUUUAAAGACAGAACAAUGCAAAAAGACAUAUGCCUCUUUGGAAACAUUUAAUUUGUUCUCCAGUCAUCAGUUUCCAGUGAUAUUAGUAUCAGAUAUUUGAGCAGACUUGUCUAUUGACAAAAGGAGACACUGAGUGAGCAAAUUUUAAAACUGACUAGACAUCCUCUCCCCACUCCCUAUUACAGUAUGGGCUAUGUGCAUUUUCUAGGUGCGUUCUGGGAAACCCCUCUCCUGGAAACCCUUCUCUUCAUGAUAUAUACGUACCCAUGGAAGAGGGCUGAGUAGGCAGCAGUGUUGGGAAAGCUGUAAUUAGACCAGUCGGUGUGUGUGUUUACUGUAAGUGGUGGGAGACUGUGGUGCAGGAGAGAGAGAGGAGACUAGGGGUUCUCUUCUCUGAUUCAUGAUGACUAGGCUGACCUUAUAGCCAGACAAGCAGCUUCAUCAUCGUCAUCAUGGACAGUUGGCACACUGUAGUUAUAGAAGAGUCAUUUAGACCUCAUGACCCCUCCAUACGUUCUCUGUGAUGUGACUGCGUGUACACACUUUCUUUAGUAGGUCCUCCUCUUCAGUGGAAUGUAUGUAAGUGCAGGUGUGUGUAUGAGAUGUCCGUCUCUCCCUAAUAGCUUCGCUGUUUCCCUGGGAUAAUGACUCAGCGCUCCAAAAGCACAGUGAUGAGACGGACAGGCCCACUCAGUGUUAUAAGCAAUGUAUUUAAAGAUCUUAAAUGAUGCACAUUAAAGAGUCUCUCUCUCUCUCUCUCUCUCUCUCUCUCUCUCUCUCUCUCUCUCCUGUCUCUCUCUCUCUCCUGUCUUUCUCUCUCCUGUCAUCCACAGGUACAUUGGGAAGUCUGACUCCAUCACCAUCAGUGUGUGGAACCACAAGAAGAUUCACAAGAAGCAGGGGGCCGGCUUCCUGGGCUGUGUCCGCCUGCUCUCCAACGCCAUCAACCGCCUCAAAGACACCGGCUGUAAGUGUACUGUGUGUGUGUGCGUUCGAGCAUGUAUUAGAGCAAGAAUGUAUGUUUGCACGUUUUAGCAAAAAUGUAUGUGAACGUGUGAGUGUGCUUUACACAGUGCGUGUCUGUCUGGAGGUGGUCUCAGUCUAGUGUGAGACAGCAGAAAACCUCCCAACGAUUACUCAAACACAGACACACAUUCCCCCCUCUAGUCAUCACUAUUUCACUCCUAUUACGCAGCGCAUGGUCUGAUUUAUAGACCACAUCAAAGACAAGACAGGCUUCUAUCCUGCCCCACUGCCUAGAAGGCCCUAUUACACACACACACACACACACACACACACACACACACACACACACCUGCCAUUAAACCCUAUUGAUUGACGGCCAUAUGGGAGUCUGGCACUGUCGCUGUCCCGCUCUGCCCACUCCCUCCCUGGGUAUCAGGUGCCAGUCUGGCUGGCUAGGGCACAGAGCUUGUUGCCGCUGCCUGGCCUGGUGAGACGGACGCCAUCGAGAGCGGGAUAGGGGGCUCCUGGGAUUUGGGUGUCUCGCCCAUGCCUGGCGCUGCCAGCUCAAACACACUCCCCGGGGUUUCCACCUCUGUAGCGUGAAGGGAAACACACACACACACACACACACACACUCGUCCUGCUGUCUCUUCAGACACAGACUAACUGUAUGUGAAGUAGACGUACUGUCUCCCUUUUCUACGCUUGCAGUGACAGCUUCUUUAUGAGUACUUACUGGAAAGUGUAUUUCCUUUGUUUUACCUGGCUUGUUAGCAGUUAGCUGCUGCAUUCAGACUGGGUCCCAUCCCGACUGCUAUCAUUAGCAGUGAGCAACCAUAGGUAUAAAGCAUUGCCUUUUUCAGCAAGCUAUAACAGUCAACAGUUAAAGAUGCUAGCUAGGCUGUUAAACUAGCUGUCUCCACUUACAGUAUAUUGCCUAUCAAACUGCCAUACCUUCCUCACCCUCCAUCUAUAGUAUAUCUGUAUAUCUAUCUAGACCACUCAGUGGUUUUCUCCCUAAGUGGUUUAGAAUAGAGGCCAUAACUGGCUGUGACAAUGAGAGUCCUCUAGAAAAUGUCAGUCAGACAGUGUGGCACUAAAGCCAGUCAGUAUGGGUCGAUGCUGCUGAUGUAGACAAGAAGUGGACAACAAGGGAGACAGGCUGUCGCAGGGCACCAGUCCUCACAUAACCCUCCCCCCGCCCGCCUGUCUGUCUGUCUGUGGUCCAGCCACCACAGUCUCUAGGGGCCUCUUCUUCUUCUGCUAACAGUCUGGCCCGCUACAGCUCUACCACUUCCUGUACUAUAACUUAUUGUAGCAUCAUACAAACACACACACGCACUGACACAAACCUCAGAGCCCUUUGUCCUAGUUACAAAUUGCAGGCCUCGGGAUUCUAUCCUUUUGUUUUUGUCUUAUUUUACCAUUGUUUAUUUAAACUGGUUUUGGUGCGUCUGUGAUGGAGGACAGUAUGUAUAGAAUGUAUACAUGGAUCAGUAAUAUUUGUAUUAUAUCGGCUAUGCACGGUCUGGGUGGCAAGACUUGUAUACAGAGAGACAUAUACUGUUGAUACACUGGUAAUUAAGCCUACAUAUGUUGUAUAGAUAGUGUAUUUGUUGUGGUAGUUUUGGUUCAUGUACCCUUUUUAUUCCCCUGCUCUUUCCUUUCGUCUGAGCCUGUCCCCCCUCCCCCCUUUUCCUUUAGUUUUUUUAAAUGCACCUUAGAUGUUUGCAGGCCAGGAUACAGUUCCACUUAGUGUCUUUUUUCCUCUUCUGAAAGCUGCUUACUAUUCCAGCCUUGUAACCCUUUAGACCGCCCCUGUUUAGUCUAGACGCGUAUCCGGAACAGAUCCCUGAUCCACAGUACAGUGCUGUCUGUCAGGAAGACACUGGUGAGCGGAUGGUCUCACUACCCCGUCUCCCAUAGUCUGGAUACAACCUAGGGUGUACUCCCCCUGACCCAGACCAAAGAGUUAGCUAAUAGGAGCUGACAUUUACAUCUAGAAUGUCUUAGGAUGAGUAGAGGGAGAGCAGCUACGGCUGAUUUGGGAUCAGGUUUUAACCCGCACUGUGAAAUGGAGACCCCUCUACUACUGUAGGCCUCCUUCCAUUGGCUGACAGUCUUGUUCAUAGGCAGAUUUGAUGUAGUUUUCUGACUAUCUUAGUCUUCAUCUUUUCAUAUUUCUCUUGUUGUCCACGGUAUGAACGUUUUCUUCCCCUCUUGUUUUGAAGGGAGAGUGGUAUGUUGUAUGAGGAUUUAUUAUUAUUUUUAACCCUUAUUUUACCAGGUAAGUUGAUUAAGAACAAAUUCUGAUUUACAGCAAUGACCAGGGGAAUAGUUACAGGGGAGAUGAAUGAGCCAAUUGGAAGCUGGGGAUGAUUAGGUGGCCAUGAUGGUAUGAGGGCCAGAUUGGGAAUUUAGCCAGGACACCAGGGUUAACACCCCUACUGUAAGUGCCAUGGGAUCUUUAGUGACCACAGAGAGUCAGGACUCCAGUUUACUGUCCCUCCGAAAGACGGCACCCUACACAGGGCAAUGUCCCCAAUUACUGCCCUGGGGCAUUGGGAUCUUUUUUUGGACCAGAGGAAAGAAUGCAUCCUACUGUCCCUCCAACACCACUUCCAGCAGCAUCUGAUCUCCCAUCCAGGGACCGACCAGGACCAACCCUGCUUAGCUUCAGAAGCAAACCAGCAGUGUGAUGCAGAUUGGUAUGCUGCUGGCUGGUAUGGUGUUGCAUGGGAUGGUGUGGUGUUGCAUGGGAUGGUGUUGUUCUUGUGGUGAUGACAUAACGGUGUGGUAAUAGCAGUGUUUGUCUUGUCCUUACUCAAUACUAAGGGCAGACGGAUAGAAAGCUUGUCGAUGUCACUUUUGAAAUUCCCUUGGGGAAAAAUAGAGCUUUGAUAAGUUAUUCUUUGCUCAUUAAAUUGUUCUCUUCUAACCCCACAGAUCAGAGACUGGACCUGAAUAAGCUGGGCCCCAAUGACAACGACACAGUGAGAGGCCAGAUAGUUGGUGAGUAGAUCUGUGUAUAGUGUUCUGAACCGCACACAAGCACGCGCACACACAAGCACGCACACACAGAAGCACGCACACACACAAAAGCAGACUUUGGUCCGAGGAGCAGACGUGUGGUUCUGUCUGACACAACCACAGGUCUGCUGGAUGUUUCGCCACUAUCAUCAGUCUAUCUGAAAGGAAAGCCAUGUCUGUCUGAGGAGCUCGUUUCUCAGUAAAACCACCUUUGACCUCUUAGGUUUCCACAGAGUCUGUUUGCUCAACACAGACAGGAUCCGGUGUCUCGAUACUCUGGGUUGACCUCACCACACACUGCUUUUAGUGUUUUCCAGACGAUGUGACCUGACCAGGAAGAACUCUGAGCCCUGGUUCAACUAGGGUCGAGAGUUUCCCUCGGUCAGGUUACGGUUAGGAUAAUCUCAUUCUCAUGGCCUUAGUUAUACAGCAUUACAUGAUAUUGGUCUAACUGCUGCUGUUGUCUCCUGUCUCCAGUGAGUCUACAGUCCAGAGACCGUAUCGGCACAGGAGGCCCCGUGGUGGACUGCAGCCGUCUGUUUGAUAAUGAUUUACCUGAUGGGUAAGGGCUCCUGAUGUAUCUUAUGACUAAAGCUACAUUAUGUACCCGUUUGCGUGUAUCCAAUGAGCUUAAAGGCUCUGCGUGGUCAAUCAGGCGUCUGCAUUGGCCGUACAGCAUUUACGGCGAUACUGCCUCUGCAGAAGUCAGGGCUUUCAUACUUCUUGCACUUUGUGUAGCAGAGCUGUUGAGCAUAACUGUUGUCAAGGAAGUGAGUUUGUGUUUAUACAGGACCUCCUGCCCCCACCUACCAUCAACCAGUCAUGUCAAUGCGGCACUAUACGGAGCCCUCUGCAUUGUUACAACAUUUAUGAGGAGCUCGAUUUGGCCUCUGCAAGCCUCCGGAGGCUCCGCAAUUGCGUCACACCCUCCGUACGGAGCCUCCGGACCGCAUUGCCAGAUCAAGCAUAAAUCCGCUAUUAGAUUUACAUCGUUUUCUUACGUAGAGAUAGUUAUUUGUUAUUGUAUAAGGUUUAGCUUGAAAGUAGAUCUGAAUCUGGUUGGAAUAGGGGUAUAUUGAAUCUGGUUGCAAAAUGCAAAUGGGAAUACUUGUUCCUUGGUCUGUUGCUCACUGUGUCGGUCUUGCUGUGUGUCUGUCUGUAUCAGCUGGGAGGAGCGGAGGACAGCCUCUGGUCGGAUCCAGUACCUAAACCACAUCACACGCACCACACAAUGGGAGAGGCCCACCAGGUACGUCAACACACAUACACACACACACACCUACCUUUGCACCAGAUAGAAUCCCCCUCGGCAGCUACUGACCCUGGAGUGCUGCCAACAUCCAGCAGACCGUUUGUUCACACACUGAGUACCAAAGGUCAAAUCCAUCAUCUGUAAUUUCCAUAAAUAGUCCAGACACUCUUUAUAAUACAACAUCAACCUCCCUCUUCACCUCUAGCCUGUUUAUUAGAAUAUUUUCCUUACGUUGCCCUAAAAAAGGGCACACAUCCUCUCCAACUAAGUCCUAAGGGAAACAGUUGGUUAUAUGCCACAACACAACAUCAACAAGCUUGUCUAGUAGUAUAUUGUGCCUCACUGCCCCAGAAAAUAGGCCAUCCAUGCACUAUUGUAAAAGGAAAACAAAACAGUCACUGGGUAGCCUAAUGAGGGAGUUCCUAUCAAUUUCCUGAAAGGCUCAGCCCCCUAAAUAGGGCCAGCCAGGUUUGGCUUGGCCCACCUUUCUCCUGGAACAACUGUCGCCUUCCUUACAGGGCACCCGUAUCAGUGGAGCCGAUAGGGAAGUAAGCAGACAAAUAAAUAACCGCUCUGGAGCUGGCCUUCCUAUUUUGCUUUAAGCGGGCUGGGGAGGGGGGAGGGGUGUGCUGUUGGAUGGUGGGAUUGGGUUAGGGGAGAGGAGGUGGGUGAGGCAGGGGUUAAGGUGGGGUUGGGGGGGGGUUUGUCGAAGGAGAUAACCAAGGCGUCAGUGGCCCUGGAUGGCCAGACAAAGUGGUCUGGGGGAGUGGAGGGGGGCUCUCUCUCUCUCGUCUCCUCUCCUUUACUCCCUCCCCUUUGACCAGUCGUCUUAUCAGUUGUUUUCCUGCCACUCAUAGACUAGACUGCCACUGAGACACACACACAGGCAGGGGGACGAACACAGUCCGACGCCGUUACACGUCACACACACACACACACACAAACAAUACCCCAUCAAAUGUGCACACUUACUUAGAUAUUAUCUCAACCUCUGUGUCCCCCCUCCUUUCCAGGCCGGCGUCUGAGUACUCCAGCCCCUCCGGGCGGCCCCUCAGCUGCGUGGUGGAUGAGAACACGCCGGUCAUGACCCCCAACGGGGCGGCCAUCGGUGUGCUGCCCAGCAGUGGCAGUGACCCGCGGGUCCAGGAGAGACGCGUCCGCUCCCAGAGACACAGGAACUACAUGAGCAGGACCCACCUCCACACCCCGCCGGACCUGCCAGAGGGAUACGGUGAGACACACAAAAAAAAUGAACAUACUUGCAUACAAAGACCUGCAUACAAACAUAUACACUAACACACACAUUCACAUAACUAAUGUAUAAACAUUAAUUUUCACACAGCCUGACCUGCCUGGGGGAUAUGGUGGUCAAGUGAUGUGGUUACAGAAACACACACGUGCGUGCACACACACACACACACACACACACACACACACACACACACACACACACACACACACACACUAGCCUACAAACCCGCAUAAACCUACCCAAGGGAUAUGGAGAGGGCAGAGGACAGGGGUGCACUCAGACACACACAACACCCUCUGCCUAACCUACCUAAGGGAUAUGUGUACAGUUACUCAUUAUCGGGGAGAGAGAGACACAUGGUCGCUCACUCAGCCAGCAUGAUGUGCCAAAGGCUUCUGUAAGCACAGUCACAUGCUUACAUAAACACCCAUACACACACCUCAACUGACCUGACUCAGAGUUACAGUGAGCAGGUCACACACACAUGUACGCACACAUGAACACGCACACACACCGUAAUUCUCAGUGAAAGGAAUUAGUGGACCUUGCAGUAUCCAUGUAGCAGGGGUAAUACCAGGUCAAAGAUGGCUUUGUUAUCAGCCUUUGAGAGUGUAGUACAACAAUCUCCCUGCUGCUACAACCACAGCCUUCCCCCCUCCCUCCCUGUCUCUCUAGAUCCCUCUGUCCCUCCCUGCUUUUCUCAGCUCCCUCCCUCUCUCUCCUUCCUUCCUCUCUCAGCUCCCCUCUUCCCACAGCACCACAUCAUGACAGCUGCAAUCAGCGCAGGCCCCUCUUCUCGCCUCACCCCUCCCCUCUCCUCUCCUCCUCUUCUUUCCUCUCUUCCCCAUGUUUGCGAACACUUCCCAGCGCUCCGAAGUGUUCUCGCAGUGCCGAGUGAUAUUCCCACAGGGGAGGGACGGAGAGAGGAAGGUAGAGAAAGAUAGAUGGCAAGAGAGGGGGAGCGGGGGAAAGAUGGGGGGGAAGCGGGGGAAGAUGGGUGUUUGUGUGUUUUUGGUCAACCCCAAGUCUGCCCUUGUCAAAGUGUCAGAUAUUAUUAUUGUUCCCACUGUACAGGCUCAGUCUUGUAUACGUUAUGCAUGCAGAUGGAAAGGAUUACAUACAUUAUGCAAUAUUAUUUAAGUACUACAGGCUGGUGGUUGCUAGGCUGUUGCUAUGGAUUGCUGCUAUUUCGAGCACCCCAUUUACACAGUUUUUGACCAGUUUGACUUUCACAGCCAGAGACCAACACACAGUUUUUUACGUAUUAAUAGCUUAUUUGCUAGUAGUCUCGUCCGCCAGCCGAUUCUCUCUCUCUGUAUAUGUGGUAGCGGUUAGCCUGAGGACGAUAUUAAUUUGAUAGGGACAGAUACAAUUAAAAACAUUGACACAUUGGAUGUCAACAGUCAAGUAUAUUGCACCAUUAUUAAUAUGCUGUAGCAAUGCACUAAUUUACAAUACCAGCCCACCAGUCACCAUAAUCUCCCUGUUCUGUGGAAGUUCCCCAUCCUCUAUUUCUACCUCUAUUCUUAUAUACAACACAACUUAGCAAAUGUAUUAAUUAUGAGUAUACACUGAUUAUACCAAACAUUUGUCGGGGCAUGGAGAUGUCGAAAGCGUUCCACAGGGAUGCUGGCCCAUGUUGACUCCAAUGCUUCACACAGUUGUCACGUUGGCUGGAUGUCCUUUGGGUGGUGGACCAUUCUUGAUACACACAGGAAACGGUUGAGCGUGAAAAACCCAGCAGUGUUACAGUUCUUGACACAAACCGAUGCACCCGGCACCUCCUACCAUACCCCGUUCAAAGGCACUUCAAUCUUUUGUCUUGCCCAUUCACCCUCUGAAUGGCACACAUACACAAUCCAUGUCUCAAGGCUUAAAUAAUUGUUCUUUAACCUGUCUCCUCCCCUUCAUCUACACUGAUUGAAGUGGAUUUAACAAGUGACAUCAAUAAGGGAUCAUAGCUUUCACCUGGAUCCACCUGGUCAGUCUAUGUCAUGGAAAGAGCAGGUGUUCUUAAUGGUUUGUACACUCAGUGUAUAUCUCCUGCAGAGCUCUUGGGCCUCUCAGUGCUGAACUGGAUAAACUCAAGGCUCAACACUGAGCUCUGUAGAAGAACUGAACCAGAGAGUCUGUGAAGGAAAUUAUAAGGGUGGUGAUGAAUGCCAUUCAGUUAGAAUGGCGGUGAUCCAUGCCUCUGAAAAUGCCCAGUGUGCUUGGCAGAGGUGACUCACUUAAGGCCAGAGGGCAUUUUUCUCAUUAGACUCAGUCUCUGACUCUGACCAGUUGGGUGUGGCUUCCAAAAACUGAGGGAGUGAGAGGUGAGAGAGCUGGGUAGGAUAUGUGUUGUGGUGUCAGAAGGAAAUGGAGGGUUAAUGGGGAUGAAUGAGGGACUACAUGUGCAGGCAAGAGGCACACAUACACACCGGUGCCUUGUCGCCGUCGGUGCACACAUACCGGGUGGUACACAUACACUUGGUGUCCUGUCCAUAUUUUUAGAACAUAAAUACUCAUUUGUGUGCCAUUUAAGUUGAAAGAAAUGAAGAAAAAAAGAGUGUUCCAUUUAAGAUUCCCUCUGCUUUUCUCACGGUGUUGUCUUUCUGUGUCCCCGCUCACAGAGCAGAGAACCACCCAGCAGGGCCAGGUGUACUUCCUCCACACCCAGACAGGCGUCAGCACAUGGCAUGACCCCCGAGUGCCCAGGUACAGUCUGCUAUGAACACACACACUCACCUCCAUGUCUUUCUCUCGCUCUCUGUCUCUCUCUCUGUCUCUCUCUCUGUCUCUCUCUCUCUCUCUCUCUCUCUGUCUCUCUCUCUCUGUCUCUCUCUGUCUCUCUCUGUCUCUCUCAAUUAGCUUUAUUGGCAUGACGUAACAAUGUACAAAUUGCCAAAGCUUACUUUGGAGAUUUACAAUAUUAACAUAAUUAAAAUAAUAAUAAUCAAUAUUGUCAAUGGGACAACAGUAACAACAAUAAUCAAGUUUCAAAAUAACCAUACAUAUAACAAUCUCUCUCUCUUUCUCUUUCACUGUCGCGCUCUCUCUGUCGCGCUCUCUCUGUCACUCCCUCUCUCCUCUCCAGGCAGACUUCCUUGUUUCAGUCCGUUUUCUUCUGUUUGGUGCCUAAUGAACACAACCCUGCUUGUGUACCCUGACCUUUCCUCACCUUCCUUAACUGUUUUGCACAAAGGUUCAAUUGAACACUCCACUGAGUAUUUCUUGUUUAUUGAUGAGCUAAUACACAAGCACAGCGAUUUAUCCCAAAUAAUUACCAUAUUGAAGUCUUGAUCUUCAGAGAUUCUAUGUCCUUAAGAUUCAACCUUGAAUCAUGGUCAUUUGGCCCAGAAUGCUUUACAAACACCCAUUAUGUCAUGAAACAGUUUAGCCAGGCAUGUGCAGACUGUUUUAGUGAUGAGUCCUUAGUGGACAGUUAAAACAUCCCACUUCAGGGUUUAGGUUUCAACAGAAAAUAAUGUAGGUCUAUGGGGGAGAUAGGGAAUUAUUGGAAUUUAUUCAAGUGUUUUCUCAGAUGUUUUGCGAUCGAUCCAACUCUGUUGAGUUGAAUUUAGGCACGCCUCUGGGAUGUCCUUUUUAUACUUAGAAGAAAAGAUUGUUGUAUACUGGGAAAAGAGAAUUAGCACUCAAUAAUCCUACCUAACUGGUAGAAUAAAUAUGGAUAGCAAUAGUGGACUGUGUUUACAAGUCGAUUUGUACUAUAAUAACCUGGUUCUUACACUAUAAAAGAUAAUAUACUCUCAUUAACCUAGAUGAUUAAUACUUAAUAAAGUAUAAUGAUAAUAAUAGUUGUAAAUACUGCAUUAUUAUACUCAUUGUGUUAUACCCUUGUUGUUUUAGCACCCUAGGUUGAGUGAGCAAUGGAGUUAUGUGGUUAUGGUUUAGUUGUGUUCAUGGUCUCCUGUGGUCCUAUUUUCUUGCCCAGGGAUCUGAGCAACGUCAACUGUGAGGAGCUGGGUCCUCUGCCGCCGGGCUGGGAGAUCCGCAACACGGCAACGGGACGUGUCUACUUUGUGGACCACAACAACCGAACCACGCAGUUCACCGACCCACGCCUCUCCGCCAACCUCCACCUGGUCCUCAAGUGAGUGCAAACACUGUCACUGUUUCAGGCUGUGACCUUUGACUCGAGCAGGGGUCUUUACUUCUAAUCUAGUGGUCUACUCAGGGGUUUUGUUGUAACUGAAAACACUGGGGUUGCUUAUUUUCUAGAUCACAGUAAAAUGUCAUGGUAGCAGAAAUGUUGAGGAAGAAUUCUACCUGCUGCUAGUGAAUCCGUCUGCUGUGUGAUAGCCCAAGGUCUUUUUGUACUAUUUUAUCUCACUGUUGUUUUGUUGCUCUCUCUCGCUCUCUCUUUCUCUCUCCCUCUUUCUCCCUAGUCCAAACGCCCGGUCCAAACGGCCCCGGUCCAAACGGCCCUGGUCCAAACGGCCCUAGUCCAAACGGUUCCCGCGUGGCCAUGGAGAGCCAGAGCCAGAACACUAACCUCAGGUAACCCUCCACCCUACACACACACACACACACACCACACACACACGCACACACACACACACACACACACACACACACACACUUCAGGGGGUGACACAACGACACUGACACACACCACUCAACCAGACACACGUGUGUGCAAACUCUGCAACCUUUCACCAUACACACACACACACACACACACACACACACACACUGACACACACACAUCACGACAGCAGUGUAAGUUCAGGCUGAAAAAAACGCUGACACGUGUGACCCUACCAGUGGGCCGUCUCUGUGUGUAGCUUCGCCACUGUUGAUUUUCAUGUAUGCCAUUCAGGUUCACCAAACACACACACACUCCUGGCUGUCUGUUUGUGCGCAAGCAGUCGUGAGUGAGCUGCCUCAGCUGAACCACAGGUAGUGGCAUGCCAUUAAAGGCCUCUGGGCUGGAGCCAUCCCACUACUGAGGAAACUCACUGUAAUGUGGAUCAGAUGCUGCUAGGCUAGAGCUCUCUGCAGUAAGCCAGCAGGUAGGUAGGUGUGUGUGUGUGUGUGUGUGUGUGACGUGACGUGUCGUGCGUGCAUGCUGGUAUUCCCCCCUGAGUAGCUGUUCAAACACCAGCCGUGUACCGUGCGCCCCAGUGGAACGGUCCAGUUAUCACGCUAUUACCCACGCUGCUUUGCACACGGAGGGAGCAGGUGAAGGGACUGUUUUGUUUAGCAGUAUCUAAACCCCGUUUGGAACGGGGUAAAUCUAAGCUAUGAUAUAGAGAGCUUGAUAUGAUUUUUCAGUCGAAACCUUGCAAUAACAGCGCCUGGCACGAGAUGCGUGUUUGUGAAAUCAACAUCUGGUCGUUCGGCACAAAUAGUAUCCAUGUGUGUCAAAAUGGCCGCCGGUAGGGGAGCUAGCUUAGUGAGUUUACGGUGAUGCACAACGCUGUCUUAUUCCCUUUUGAGGGCAAUAUUUGCACCACUCUGAAAGAAGCUGCUUUUGGAUACUUGGAAUGUCGUUUUUAUUCACAGAUGAGGGAAAAGUAAAGCAAUACAAACCAAAGUAAUAAACUACCACAUAUUGUAGACUUGCAUAAUAUACAUUUGGUGGCAGCAGUCGGCUCCAAUAGUGUCUUAUUUAAUUGGCUAUGUUUAGGCCUUUGUUGUACCUCAAAGUGUGUUACAUCACUAGUCACUACCCUAUCGUGUUCUAGUGUUUAGUGCUGUUUAGUAUUUUUAAAAGACACCAAAUACUGUUAGAGAGCUGUCUGUGUAGCUGUGUAAGUAGAUACAAGUAGGGAUAAGCACCUGUGUGCUGAGCACAGGUGUGUUAGUGUGUGUGUGUGUGUAUGUUAAUGUGUGUUAGUGUGUGUGUGCUGAGCACAGGUGUUUUAAUGUGUGUGUGUGUGUGUGUGUGUGUGUGUGUUACUUUUCUCCUCAGAUGGCAGUUAGUCAGGAGCCAAUCGUCUCUCUCCCUGGAAUUUAACCCCCAGACUACUAGUGUACACUCCAUUUAAGCAAUGCUACAAUGCGGCAACAUUUCUUCCACCCCCUCAGUCAGUACCCUUCUAUGAAGACACAAUUUUCUAUAUUUUAUUGCUUUGUUGGCACUCGCACAAUCGUGUUUUAUUGGGUAUUAAAAGCAUUUAGCAGAACAUGGACAUCUUGUUUGAUUGUUGACUGGUUCUAAGCCGGAACUAUAAACAGUCCUUAUUGACUGACAACAGGCAAGUAAACAGACCAAGUGAGACCAGAUGAUGCAGCUGAUAGAAGAUUGUCUGGGGAGCAGAGUGAGUUAUCUGUGACCGGGAGGGAGGACAAAGUGUGUGUGUGAACCCUGUUUUAAGAAUUGAGUGUGUGUGUGUGUGUUUGCACAAUGAUGUGUGAGUUUAUGAUUGUGUGUGUAUGCAUGUUUACGUGUGUGUGUGUGUGUGUGUCACCCCCUCCAAACAUUGAGGGCUCCCCUGGCUCCAGUAACACCCCUACUGGCCCAUCCCAGAAAGCUCUGCUCUGAGCUGCUGGAAAACAUAUUAGCUAGCUAGCCUAGCCUAGCCUAGCGGUGCUGCAGCCAGGCCUGGCCUGCCAUCAGCAGCACAUCUGUCUUCGAUCAGCCCCAGGAUUUCAGAAUAUUUCACCCAACAACCGCCGUGGCCCACAACACGCUUGAUAAAUGUUUUUUCGCUGGGAUUCCUUGGGCCAUUUAAUUUUGUUUCAGAGAGGACAUGCUGUAGAUGAUGACCUCACCAUAAGUGUUACCUCACUGUUAAAGACUGUGUGGUGACAGUAUGCUGUGUUGCAGUGUGUGUGACCCCUAGAAAAACGGAAAGGUACAGAGUCCCUAGCUAAUGCUGCUAUGGUUUUUGAUUGAGGUUUCGAGUUCUUAUUUGAUUCCAUGUAAGGCAAAGGUAGGAAAAUAGCCUGACCACUUAUUGGCGUGUUUAACAUAGGAUUUUGUCAUUAUCGCUACGUUGUCACACUUUACAAGGCUGGAAAGAAGUUGGAAAGGAAGGAAUUCAAUGCAUAGUUGUAUACCAGACAGAGGGAGAGAUUUAGAGAAUGAGAGAGCGCGAGAGAAAGAAGGAUGUGGAAGGAGAGGAAUGUGAGAGUUAUGCGCCAAAGUGCAGACUACUGUUCUGCAAUGAGGUUCCUCUCUUCCCUCUUCUUCUCCUCUCUUCCCUUUCUUCUCGCUCUUUCUCUCCUCUUCUCUUCUCUUUCUCUCUCCUCUCACCUUCGCUCUCGCCAUCUCUCUCUCCUCUUUCUUUCACUCCUGCGUUCUCCACCCUACCUAGACUAGUGGCCAGGAAAUGAAGGGAUGCUGUAGUGGAGAGCGAGUGAUUGGAGGAGAAAAGGAGACAGAGGAAUGGAGAGAGUAAGGGGUAGAAUAAGAUGCGAUUUGUGAGAGAUAGAGGUAGUGGUAAUAGAGGUGUGAUUGGAUGUGGAGGAAAGGGAGAGGGAGUGAAUGAAAGGAGGAGAGUAAUGGAGGAAUGAAAGAAGAGUGAUGGAGAAGAGUAGAAAGAUGAAUUCAUUUUAAUCAGAUAAUCAAAAAGACUGAGAUGACAGACUAACCCACUGCUAGUGGUUUGGGGGUCAGUGGGAUAGAAAGAUAAUCGAUAGAAUAGAGAAAAAAUUGAUUAUAUUUCUAUGAUCGAGUGGAGUGGCAUUUGCCUGCUGUUUUGUCAACACAGCACCGACCAUUUUUUUUAUUUGACUGGCUGGUUCAGCCUCAGACUGGAAAAUACCUUCAGACUGCUAGUCUCACACAUCCACAUUGCUGUGGUCUGCACUCAGCCACAGUGUCUCCUGUCGCUCACAUGUAUAUUUCUGCAGCAUUACGUCAAUGUCUGCGUUAUAUUUUUCAAGCAAGUCGUUUAUAUUUGGUGCGCAUGAGGCGUUGAACUUACCUGGUGAAAUGAAGGCGAGUGAAUGAAUAAAAUAAUUGUCUUUAUAAGCGAUCUUUAUAUAUUUGAAGUUAAUGUUUUGUGUUUUCUUUGUGUCACAGUGUGUGGCAUAUAGAUGCUGAUCACCUACCAACCAGUAAGAAUUCCGGCUCUCAAACAGACUCCAACCUCUCCACAAUGGCCAAGACCAGAGCGCUGUGUAAGGACAUCAGGGAUAAAAUUGUAGACCUGCACAAGGCUGGGAUGGGCUACAGGACAAUAGGCAAGCAGCUUGGUGAGAAGGCAACAACUGUUGGCGCAAUUAUUAGAAAAUGGAAGAAGUUCAAGAUGACGGUCAAUCACCCUCGGUCUGGGGCUCUAUGCAAGAUCUCACUUCGUGGGGCAUCAAUGAUCAUGAGGAAGGUGAGGGAUCAGCCCAGAACUACACGGCAGGACCUGGUCAAUGACCUGAAGAGAGCUGGGACCACAGUCUCAAAGAAAACCAUUAGUAACACACUACGCCGUCAUGGAUUAAAAUCCUGCAGCGCACGCAAGGUCCCCCUGCUCAAGCCAGCGCAUGUCCAGGCCCGUCUGAAGUUUGCCAAUGACCAUCUGGAUGAUCCAGAGGAGGAAUGGGAGAAGGUCAUGUGGUCUGAUGAGACAAAAAUAGAGCUUUUUGGUCUAAACUCCACUCGCCAUGUUUGAAGGAAGAAGAAGGAUGAGUACAACCCCAAGAACACCAUCCCAACCGUGAAGCAUGGAGGUGGAAACAUCAUUCUUUGGGGAUGCUUUUCUGCAAAGGGGACAGGACGACUGCACCGUAUUGAGGGGAGGAUGGAUGGGGCCAUGUAUCGCGAGAUCUUGGCCAACAACCUCCUUCCCUUAGUAAAUGCAUUGAAGAUGGGUCGUGGCUGGGUCUUCCAGCAUGACAACGACCCGAAACACACAGCCAGGGCAACUAAGGAGUGACUCCGUAAGAAGCAUUUCAAGGUCCUGGAGUGGCCUAGCCAGUCUCCAGACCUGAACCCAAUAGAACAUCUUUGGAGGGAGCUGAAAGUCCGUAUUGCCCAGCGACAGCCCCGAAACCUGAAGGAUCUGGAGAAGGUCUGUAUGGAGGAGUGGGCCAAAAUCCCUGCUGCAGUGUGUGCAAACCUGGUCAAGACCUACAGGAAACGUAUGAUCUCUGUAAUUGCAAACAAAGGUUUCUGUACCAAAUAUAAAGUUCUGCUUUUCUGAUGUAUCAAAUACUUAUGUCAUACAAUAAAAUGCAAAUGCAUUACUUAAAAAUCAUACAAUGUGAUUUUCUGGAUUUUUGUUUUAGAUUCCGUCUCUCACAGUUGAAGUGUACCUAUGAUAAAAAUUACAGACCUCUACAUUCUUUGUAAGUAGGAAAACCUGCAAAUUCGGCAGUGUAUCAAAUACUUGUUCUCCCCACUGUAGAUGCAUUUUUAUGUAACCUAAAUACUGUAAACGUCCUGUCUGUAAACAGAGUGUUAUAUUGUCAGGGUCUUUGGAUGGGUCUUUGUAUUUUUAGUUUCAUGUUUUGUUUGUGUCUUUGUGGCAUAUAGGUGCAUUUUAUGUAGCCUAAAUACUGUAAACAUCCUGUCUGUAAACAGUGUUAUUGUCAGUGUCUAUGGGGGCUCUGAUUGAGUGUCAGACAGUGAGGCAGCCCCAGGCUUGUGAAAGCUACCUUUGUGGGGCUAGGGUAGUCCUUGGAUGACUUGGAUGUGCAAUACUUCCCUUGUCUUCCCUUAGGGAGAACUUAGCCAUCCAUUCCCAUUCACUGCCAAUGGGAACAUCUCCCCUCCUUUCCGGAGCCAGGGAAGAUGAUUGAGGGUUGACCUCCAGCGCCACGGCACGCCACACACACUCUCCUUUGUGGGUAGUAGUCAGCACGGCAGCGCCGCUUGGACGACCCUUGGCGGCCUUCUCCCCACUGUUCACACCAAGUGUAAAGGGCCAGGGAGAGAGAGGUUAUAGCGGGCUAGUGCUCCCAGCACCCGCCAGCGCCAGGCUCAAUAAAGGAGCUUUUGAUUCGCUGGGACCUCUGUACCGAACCUGUGCCAACUUCAUGAUCGUGACCGCUUCGGUCCAGCGAAUCCUGUUCUGGCAACACUUGCUCUCGCCUCGCCUUGUUCUCCUACCUUGGAAUAACAAUAAUACUCCUAGAUUGAAUUUGAAAGUUUGUCUUUCUACCCGGAUAGUCGUAUUUCAUCGAGGCCCGUCCCAGAAAGGAACCCUCGACUCUUUCCCCUCGUGUGUCUCCGUGCCAGAGUGAUUUUUGACUGAGCCGCACUUGUACUUCUAUAUUUACAGUUAGAAAUAUGCCGAGGUCAUUCCGAAUUGGGAACCCGAGACGGCGAAAUAUGCGAAACUUAUUUUUAAUUACACCGUGCCCUGGACGAAAACGCUCAAAUGAUGCUUUAUUAUAUGGUUCAAGGGCUUCCCAACCCGAGCCAAGAGAAACUCAUUCCAUUUUGUUUAAGGGCCUCUUUUCCGUGUGUGUCUUCCUAAAGUGGUUUUCAGCCCUGCGAGCCGAGCCUUACCCUCACUUUGACAUGGAAGGGCCUCGACACUGCCAAUAAAAUAAAUACCAGCUGACUUGAUUAUACAGGGAUACCGACCGGCGGAACACUGGGCCCGUUUAGUUUGGAGAACUCCAAAUAUAACACUUAUUUUUUUCCCACCCCUGAAGAAUGAGGGAGUGACGGGGUGAACGAGGGUGUGUGAGAAAGUGUGUGGGUGGCUAUGUUCUGUUCUGUCUGUGGCCUCCCCUCUCAGACACAGGUUUAAAGAACUUCCUCUCUGUGAACCACAACUGUACUUCUACUGGACAGUAGGUCCUUUUAUUAGGAGCUCCGUCUUCUGUAUAGUACUGUCCUGUUGGAAACUCUGGCCCUUUUUUUUUGUUGUUGAGUGAAUUGUGUUUUUACGAGGCCCAUCCAGGCAUGUAACCAUCCCAUACGGGCAUAGAUUGACGUGGGUACAGGGCCAGGGCAGCGGUGGCCCCAGCCGCGGUUAGCCAGGGGCAGGGUGGCAGAGGGCAGCGACGAAGGCGCCAGUUUCACUUUGAAGGCGCUUUGAGGCUUUAAAGGGAAACGGAGGUGUCUUACCAAGCGAAGCUUGCAUAUUUAAUUAGUCUGCCAGCACCGAAUGAGAGGGAAGGAGAGAAUGAGGUGGCGGAGGGCAAAAGGCAGACAGACCACAACUCCCUCUCGUCUACCACGAGCUGAGAGCCCAGAGGCGCCAGCCACCAGCACCUCACAGCUCACAACACUUGGCCUUUGUGUGCAUCUCUUUUUCUUCUCUUUCUUUCUUUCUCUUGGCCCUGUGGUAAUAUCACCUUGACGUGCAGUGAAGUCCCAGUCUAGCCAAAGAUCUAGUUCAGAUUGACUCUGAGAUUUGGGGAGGAGAAAUAGCAGAGGGGGGGUUCUAUAAAGUUCCAGUUAAAGGGCUUGUCGGAAGUCCUAAGGUUUCCCUGAAGGGGUUCUUUUGAACACGUGCACUUUUAACCCCGUAUUCUCCACAGUCCACACCACCUCUCUCUCUUUCUCGCUCUCUAAAUUCAAAUAAGCUGCAUUGCCAUUAAAGGAGCAGUCCACUAUUGCCAAAACAAUACACAAUAGAGCGAGAGAAAGAUAGUGUUAAUCAUUUCAUACCAUAUUUUUAUAAUUGUCUUGUGUUUGAUGACUCCCGAGUGACGCAGUGAUCUAAGGCACUACAUCGCAGUGCUAGCUGUGCCACUAGAGAUCCUGGUUCGAAUCCAGGCUCUGUCGUAGCCGGCCGCGACCGGGAGACCCAUGGGGCGGCGCACAAUUGGCCCAGCGUCGUCCAGGGUAGAGGAGGGAAUGGCCGGCAGGGAUGUAGCUCAGUUGGUAGAGCAUGGCGUUUGCAACGCCAGGGUUGUGGGUUCGAUUCCCACGGGGGGCCAGUAUGAAAAAUAAAAAAAAUAAUGUAUGCACUCACUAACUGUAAUUCGCUCUGGAUAAGAGCGUCUGCUAAAUGACUCAAAUGUAAAAUGUUUGAUUUCAUAUUGCAUUCUUUUACUGUUAACAUUUUAUCAUUUCUGCUCGUGUCUCCCUCCCCAGUAGUCGUCAGUCGAACCAGUUGAAGGAGCAGCAGCCCCCCCCGCAGGUCCCGGUGUUGUGCCCAGCCCAGCUCCCCGAGGAGGCCGAGUGCCUCACCGUGCCCAAGUACAAGAGGGACCUGGUGCAGAAGCUCAAGAUCCUCCGGCAGGAGCUGUCCAAUCAGCAGCCCCAGGCAGGACACUGUCGCAUCGAGGUCUGCCGCGAGGAGAUCUUUGAGGUAAACUAAGGGACCCUGUGUGAAAACCCUGUACAAGUGUAUGAUUGAUGGCUUAAUUUAUACUGUAUCGUAAUGGAUUGCAUUUGCAUGUAUAUAGGUAGUGCUUUUUCACUUUACAUUGAGAGGCAUAACUCACUCAUCUACCACAAAUCAAGCAUACAUUUUAAAGUAGCCUACACACAACUUCCUAAUAUUGCCCUCAGAACAGACUCAAUUUGUCAGGGCAUGGAAUCUACAAGGUGUCGAAAGCGUUCCACUGGGAUGCUGACCCAUGUUGACUCCAACGCUUCUCACAGCUGUGUCAAGUUGGCUGGAUGUCCUUUGGGUGGUGGACCAUUCUUGAUAGACACGGGAAACUGUUGAGCGUGAAAGACCCAGCAGCGUUGCGGUUCUUGACAGCCCUGUGCGCCUGGCACCUACUACCAUACCCCGUUCAAAGGCAGUUCAAUAUUUUGUCUUGCCCAUUCACCCUCUGAAUGGCAGACAUACACAAUCCAUGUCUCAAGGCUUAAACAUCCUUCUUUAACCUGACUCCUCCCCUACACUGAUUUUGAAGAGGAUUUAACAAGUGACAUCAAUAAGGGAUCAGACUAUGUCAUGGAAAGAGCAAGUGCUCUUAAUGUUUUGUAUACUCAGUGUACACACUCAAAUGCAUACAUGUAAAAACUGAUAAUACAGUGCAUGCUCAUAAAACCCAAACAAGCCUUUAUACUGUAAGAAGUGAAAAUAUAUCUAAACAUACUUAAACACACUCCGUUACAAGUUUCAAACAUGCACACCCAUACGAUUUCUAGGUUGCUUUGCACCCAUUUACAGUCUACAAGAAAAGGCCUACGACAACUGUGCAGUUUCGAUUCGCAGUAUAAACCAAGCCAAAAAGGCCCCUUCAAACACCACAGCUCCAUCUUUCCUUCUCCUCCUCCCAAUCCUCUGUUCUUCCACGGCAAGGCAUUCUUUCAGGAUGAGAGAGUGGGAGGGAGGCCGUAGUGGCAAGUUUCGGGGACAGACAUCGCUCGGCGGUACAAUUUGAGCAAUGAGAAAAUAUGACUCAAUCCUCGGGACGUGACAGCCAGGGGGAAACCAAGUGCGAGAAAGCAAAGCGAGUAUGUGUGUGUGCACCCUGCCUGCGAUUGAGUCUGGUUUUCAACAGGGACUGAUGGCAUUGUUUGCAACUGACCAGUGCACUGUAAUUUCCUAACUAAUAACCCUUGCUUCUCCUCGAGCCUGCUUCCUGUGCGUUGCUGCAUUCACAGUUGCAACACUCCUCACAGCUCUGUGCUGUGGUGGCAGGAGUUUGUUUUUGAGGGAGGGGGAGGAGAGAGAGAGCGAGCCUUUACGUAAUGUAAAGGGUGCUAGUGCACAUAGAGCCCACACACACACUCUCUUGCCCAGGCACAGAUGUCAUGGUGUUGGUGCAUUCCUGCUGCUUUCCCCCAGGCACCACUAGGGCCUAGUCUACCAGGAGAGAGAGAACAAGAGAGCGAGAAAGAGGGAAAGCGAAAGAGGAGAGGAGUGUAGUGCUGUCAAACAGUUCUGGAUAGUGAGUCUACUAAUCUGAGGGAGUAUUAUGACAAUGGUAAAUUGUCGACUGCAUAUUGUUGUACUCUCUGCCCCACUUAAAAAAAUAAAACGAUUUUGGUGGAAUUCGGAUCCGGCACAUUGUAAUCCACUGUUGCUCUUAUUGCUGUAUAAAACAACUCACUGUUUAGAACAGAAACAGUAUGAUUGAGGGUCAAGAUGAAUGGCCUGCAGGUUGGCCCAUUUUAAGAUUAGGGGUGUAUUCCUUAGUGCAAACUGUAGCAAAACAUUUUGCAACAAAAACUAGAGUUUCUAUUGGAUCAAUUCAGGUAGGACCCUCCCCGUUUGGUUCCGUUUGGUUCCUAGUGAACACACCCAAGGUUAACAUACCCAUGCCCUCGUUUGUUGUGUUACAGGAGUCGUACCGCCAGGUGAUGAAGAUGCGUCCCAAGGACCUGUGGAAGAGACUGAUGGUCAAGUUCAGAGGAGAGGAGGGCCUGGACUACGGAGGAGUGGCCAGGUACUGCAGUCAUCCACACCAGGCUCAAACACUGUUCAGUAAUACCAUGAGGUCCACCUAGUGAGCAAAACAGUCAAUCAAUGGUUUUCAAUGUCUUUUCAACCAAAAACAUGACUUUUCAACAUAUUUUGCUCAUAGGGCAGUAGUCCAGAAACAAACAACCUCUGUGGAAAUUCACGUUAAAAAAGCUUUUGUGGGGCGUGUGGCCAACAUGCAACCCAAAAUAAUGGUGUGUUUAUUAUGCUGUUGUCACGUGACUGACAAGAUGUCUGUCUGUCCAAUAGGGAGUGGCUGUACCUGCUGUCCCAUGAGAUGUUGAACCCCUACUACGGCCUGUUCCAGUACUCCAGAGACGACAUCUACACCCUGCAGAUCAACCCCGACAGCGCUGUCAACCCGGUGAGAAAUGGAUACAUAGAGAGACACAUAAUAACAGAGAGGAGGAAGGAGAAUGAGCCGCAUACAGAAUUCCGGAGAGAGGGAGACUGAAGGAGGUGGAGAUAUGGGGAGAAUGUGAAUAGCAUUUUCUUGAUUCCUCGUGAACUCAUUGGAUGAGAAGGUCAGAGGGGAGGGACCUCGGUAUAAUAAGCUACAUUUAUAUCAAGCUUUUCUCUACAACACAAUAGUGACCACACUCACACGUCAAUCCCCAAAAUAUGCAUCGAUGCCAACCUCAUCUCUCCCUUCCUCUCCUCCAGGAGCACCUGUCCUACUUCCACUUUGUGGGUCGUAUCAUGGGCAUGGCGGUUUUCCACGGCCACUACAUAGACGGGGGCUUCACCCUGCCCUUCUACAAACAGCUGCUGGGGAAACCCAUCACCCUGGACGACAUGGAGUCAGUCGACCCAGACCUCCACAACAGCCUCGUCUGGAUCCUGUGAGUAGGAGACACCGAUGCAAGCAGACACAUACAAGGCUCUAAAGUGCGACCAUUUUGGGCGCAUAUGCUCCUAAAUAUUUUGCUGUGUGACUUGGAAUGUUAAUUUGGGAGCAUCAGUGGGCCUAGAAAAAAAAAACUGCCAGAUAAUAAUUGUUGUAAUGAUUAGGCUUCACUGUAUCGCUGUUUCCGAGUGCCCUAGAGAAGAAAAAAAAAACUAUUCUCGUCUCUAUCCCAAACUGUUCAAAGGUUGUGACCCAUAUUAUCUGCGCUACAUUUCUUCCUUCUAUAGCGCAUUGGCGCUGCAGCUGGAAGCAUCUCCAGUGACAGGACGCAUUUUACAUUCAUAAACCAUGUCGUGGGCCGUUCUAAAAUGACUCGCGUGCCGUUAACACCUUGUUCAGUCAUGGUACCUUAUUAGCUAGCUAGCUAACAACCUGGUAACUUUACAAGUAUAUGCAAACAUUUGGGGGCACUGAAAGAAUGGAAAAGGGAUAGCUUCUUCAGAAGAUCAAUGAUCAUAGCAAUGAAUUAAUGACUGAUUUGCAUGUUGUCAAUCAAAUGUCACUGACAUUCUUAAAGAGACAGUGUACAAUUUUCAAUAUAAUGCAUCUCAAUAGGAAACAGUGCUUUUACACAAUGUAGAAACCUAAUUAUAAUAAACAAAUGCCUUUACAGGCUUACAUAUUAGUUUCUAGGGCACAAAAUCUGCUUAAAAAAUUGCUAGAAUUCAUAUAGGCCCAAUAAAGGCUAUCUCAAUCAAUUAAAAAAUCGUAUUUUCUAGUGGUCCUAAAUUGUAUGUGGUGUUCCUAACUUUAAGUUGGGAGCACCAGUGCAAAAAAAAAUGAUUUUAGAGCCCUGGACACGUACACACACAGAUGCACACAUAUACACACAGACACAAUUAUGCACAAUUGAACUUACGUGAACACCCGGAGACAUACAUACAAGCACAGCCAUACAUAUUCAUACACACACAGGAUAGCAUGUGUGUAAUGUUUGAGUUUGCACUUGUAUACAAACUCCAACCUUAAACUGACAUGUUGUUGGUUGUUUUGUAUCCAUGAAAUGCCACUAAAACAACGCCAUGAACAAACUACUCUCCCAUCAACACUAGUGCCCUCUGUUGACAAGACAUCCUAAAACGUCCAACUAUUAACUAACAUUUCCGUCUUCUCCCCUCCAGGGACAAUGACAUUACAGGGGUGCUGGACCAUACAUUCUGUGUGGAGCACAAUGCCUAUGGAGAGAUCAUCCAGCAUGAACUGAAGCCCAACGGCAAGAGUGUCUCUGUCUCCGAGGACACCAAGAAGGAGUAUGUCAGGUAUGGAGGAGGAGACCGCAGCCGCUGCCUGGGUCCACGCACGCACGUACACACAACCAACACAAUACACACAGCAACCAUCAUCAUCAUCCCUCACAUCUCAAGUAUACACCUGAAACAUACCUUGUGAUGGAAUGAUGUCGUUUGUCUUACAAUCAAUGGGUGUCAUUUUUUAAAUUUGAUUUAACCUUUGUUUAUCCAGGUUAGUCUCAUUGUGAUACAAUGAAUUUUUCAAGAGAGACCUGGUCCAACCAAGACAGCAGCUACCAGCACAGUAGUCUCUUCCCCCAUCCGUAACUGAAGUUACGUCUGUCGGGAACAUAGGGGAUAUGAGGGUUAAGAGGAAUAAUUCCUCUGGCGCGCUGGUUUUUACGUCACUUGUUAUUUGGACGAAUCACGAUUAAGCGGAGAUGGUUUUUACCUGGCAUCUUUGAAUUUCGGAAGGGGAGGGAUUCUAUUGGCUCAUAGAUGGCCAAGGAUUUCAAAGGACUUCGCCUCUCGCACUAGGCCAAAUCUCAACGCCCCCCAGCACAGCACCAGACGUGUCCCCCAGCCCUGGUUUUGGUUGAACUGCUGUGUGGAUUUCACAUGUUGCAAUGUUGUAUUGACUUAGGUCUUACCUUCUCUCUCUCUCUCUCUCUAGGCUGUAUGUGAACUGGCGGUUCCUCCACGGCAUCGAGGCUCAGUUCCUGGCCCUGCAGAAGGGCUUCAACGAGGUCAUCCCACAGCACCUGCUCAAGUCCUUUGACGAGAAGGAACUAGAGGUAUGUAGACAGUUGCAUUUAACAUGGUUUAGGAAAGAAAUGAUUCACUUACUGGAAACAUGACAUCAUUUCUCAAGAGCAUACAUCUUUGUGUGGGUAUCCUGAAUGGGGGGAAAAAGGCUCCAUAAUGAAUCUGAGACCAUGGGAUAUACUUUUUAAAUGAAAUGAAAGGUGACAGCUAUCAUACUAUUUCCCACGAAUAUACACCCCUUCAAACCAUCUAAUCAACUAUUUUCUCCCCUCUCCUCCCUACCCCAGUUGAUCGUGUGUGGCCUGGGGAAGAUCGACAUAGCGGACUGGAAGAGCAACACACGUCUGAAGCACUGCACCACGGACAGCAACGUGGUCAAGUGGUUCUGGAAGGCCGUGGAGUCCUACGAUGAGGAGAGGAGGGCCAGACUGCUGCAGUUUGUUACCGGGUCAUCUAGAGUCCCACUGCAGGGAUUCAAGGCUCUACAAGGUAAAGAGUUGGGGAGUGUGUGUGUGUGUGUGUGUGUGUGUGUGUGUGUGGGGGGGGGGGGGGGAAUGGGAAUGGGUGGUGUGUUUACAGUGCCUUCAGAAAGUAUUCAUACCCCUUGACUUAUUCCGCAUUUUGUUGUUACAGCCUGAAUUCAAAAUUGAUUAAAUUGAUUUUUUUCUCACACAUCUACAGACAAUACCCCGUAAUGACAAAGUGAAAAUAUGUUUUUAGGAAUGUUUGCUAAGUUAUUGAAAAUGAAAUACAGAAAUUGCAAAUUUACAUAAGUAUUCACACCCCUGAGUCAAUACCUUUGCCUUUGGCAGCGAUUACAGCUGUGAGUCUUUCUGGGUAAGUCUCUAAGAGCUUUGCACACCUGGAUUGUACAAUAUUUGCACAUUAUUCUUUUAAAAAUUCUUCAAGCUCUGUCAAGUUGGUUGUUGAUCAUUGCUAGACAACCAUUUUUAAGUCUUGUCAUAGAUUUUAAAGCCGAUUUUAAGUCAAAACUGUAACUAGGCCACUUGUGGAACAUUCAAUGUUGUCUUAGUAAACAACUCCAGUGUAUAUUUGCCCUUGUGUUUUAGGUUAUUGUCCUACUGCAAGGUGAAUUUGUCUCCCAGUGUCUAUUGGAAAGCAGACUGAACCAGGUUUUCCUCUAGCAUCUUGACUCCCUAGUCCUUGCCGAUGACAAGCAUACCCAUAACAUGAUGCAGCCACCACCAUGCUUGAAAAUAUGAAGUGGUACUCAGUGAUGUGUUGAAUUUGGCCCAAACAUAACGCUUUGUAUUCGGGACAUAAAGUUCAUUUCUUUGCCACAUGUUUUUGCAGUUUUACUUUAGUGCCUUAUUGCAAACAAGAUGCAUGUUUUGGAAUAUUUUUUAUUCUGUACAAGCUUCCUUCUUUUCACUCUGUCAUUUAGGUUAGGAUUGAGGAGUAACUACAAUGUCGUUGAUCCGUCCUCAGUUUUCUCCUAUCACAGCCAUUAAACUCUUUAACUUUACAACUUAACUUACAGUGAAAUCCCUGAGCGGUUUCCUUCCUCUCCGGCAAAUGAGUUAGGAAGGACGCCUGUAUCUUUGUACUGACUUGGUGUAUUGAUACACCAUCCAAAUUGUAAUUAAUAACUUCACCAUGCUCAAAGGGAUAUUCCAUUUCUGCUUUUUUUGUUUGUUCUACCAAUAGGUGCCCUUCUUUGCGAAGCAUUGGAAAACCUCCCUAGCAAAGGGGUUGAAUACUUACUGACUCAAGACAUUUCAGCUUUAAUUUUUUAUUAAUUAGUUUUUAAAAAUUCCACUGACAUUAUGGGGUAUCGUGUGUAGGGUCAGUUACACAAAAUCUCAAUUUAAUCUAUUUUAAAUUCAUGCUGUAACACAAUAAAAUGUGGCAAAAGUCAAGGGGUGUGAAUACUUUCUGAAGCAACUGUAAGCAUCAUUAGCUUUUAAAACAAUUAAAUCUGUUUUCUUUUAUCAAAUUUUGGAGCAGAGUGAGGCUAUCGCUCCACUAGCCUACCUAUUGUACCUGCAGUGAGGAGGAUUCACCAUCUUCAUUGAUUGUUUUCAGAAUUUAUCUGCAGAUGAUCACCAAAAAGCCUACCAGUAUGCAAAUUAGGGAGCCAAAUGAACGGCUAUCUUACCAAUGCGACGUUGUAUGAUUUAUGAAUAGCAAGGAUAUAUGAGAUCGACUUUAUUCAGUCAGUUCGACACCAGUUCUAAACUAGUCAUGUUUUGUCAAUCAAAUCACAGUAAGCCUUUGCACUAGCACUUUGUGGCUGCAUAUGAAAUACGCGAAAGAAAAUAAAUGAAUGUGCCAGAAAACAAUAGGCUAAGUGGAUUUCGACUCAUCACCACAUUUAUAUGGGACGUGCAAAUUACAUUUACAUUUUAGUCAUUUAGCAGACGCUCUUAUCCAGAGCGACUUAGUUAGUGAGUGCAUACAUUUUUUUUUUUUUUUUCAUACUGGCCCCCCGUGGGAAUCGAACCCACAACCCUGGCGUUGCAAACGCCAUGCUCUACCAAAUUGACUCAUAGACGAUGGAAAGAGCAUCAUGCUCUCACCCUCCGUGUAAAGACAUGUGACUGUAACCACAGCGUACACAAAACACACACCCAGGUAGCGGGAGGCGGGACAGACAGCAGACUGUCAAACCAGCGGUGCAUCCCUGUCAUCGCUCACUUUGUGACUGACAGGCGCCUGUCCUAUCAAUAGAUCGCUAGAAUAUGUAAAAUUCUGACUUGCGAAUUGUAAAAAAAACGAAUUAAUUUAAGUGGGAAAAGUACCCAGCUGAAAGUGAGUUUGUAACUGGCUAUAUAGCCGACGGCCGAUGCUAGUGGAAAACACUGAUUCUCUCAGACUGCCUGAGGUGACCCCGUCUCCAUGACAGAGUCGUGGUCGACCUCAGUGGGUUUGGUUAAAUCCAGACAGACAGGAAGCCCUGGGGGAACAGAAGACCUCAGAGUGCAGCUGUGUGUGUGUUUCUGAGUGUGUGUUUUUGAGAGUUGAUCUUUUUGUGCAAGCCGUGUGUGCCUGUGUGUGUGAGUCUCUGUGUAUGUGUGUCUGCGUGUCGGUCUGUCUGUGUGCGCCUGCCUGUAUGUCUCUGUCUGUCUCUGUCUGUCUCUGUCUGUGUCUGAGGCCAACCCAGCUGGCUUUCUGAACGAAAAUAUACAGUAUAUCAAAUAUACACCCAGUGUUGUUAAAACAGCAGCCAUGUUUGUUCAUGUUCUAAACAGUGAGUUCAACUGGUCAACUGUCCUGAACUGUCUGACAUCUAUGUGUAGAGAAAUGUAAUGAUGGACAGCCUGAGAAUUUAUGCUGACUCUCUUUUUCUCGAUGGACAGCCUGAGAAUUUAUGCUGACUCUCUUUUUCUGUGUGUGUGUUACCCUCCAGGUGCCGCAGGGCCCAGGCUCUUCACCAUCCACCAGAUCGAUGCCAACACCAACAAUCUACCCAAAGCCCACACCUGGUGAGUACAGUUACAGUACCACCUCCCUCAGUGCCCCCUGCUCCACUUAGACACAUAGAUACACACUGCUACCCAAUACAUUUAACCUUUAUACAGGUUAGUCAAUUAACAACAUAUUCUUAAUAACAAUGAACUGUCAAUGAGACGAAGACAUGUUAUGAAAAGGGUGUCCAAUCUCUCAUUUAAUAUAGUAUUACCGGUUUUAAAUGCAUGUCCAAAUCCAAUAUUCAUGUUUUGUAUGUAGCACAGUUUAAAGAUAGAAUGAUCACUAAAUUAUCACAGUGAAUUAUUGAAAUGUUUGUUUGUGUCAGUUAAUCCCGUAAGGGAUGGGUUGCCAACUGGCAAUUUGACACAAAAAUAAAAUGUCAUUCAUUCAUCGAUAGGGGAAGUUAUAAAGGUGCUUCGAAACUGUCCACUCAAACUAAAAAUGUACUCCUCUCUCUUCCAAACUCUUUCUCUCCCCCUUUUCCCCUUCCCUCUCUGUCCAGCUUUAACCGGAUUGACGUUCCCGCCUACGAGCACUAUGACAAGCUGUACGACAAGCUGCUGACAGCCAUCGAGGAGACGUGCGGCUUUGCUGUGGAAUGA